UAUACCCAAGUCCAGCCACAGGACACGGCCCCCCGCCCCUGGCCCUGCAGCCUCCUAGUCCCUCCCACCGACUCUCCCGGCGCAUGCCCGCUCUCCCAGUCGUUGAUGCGCACCCGCACUCCUCGUCGCCGGCGCGCCGCAGCCUUCCUCUCCGCCUCCGCCCUCCCGCAGCUGCGGCCGGAACCGGUGUUGCGGCGGCAUUGGUGCUGACAGCCAGCCCCAAGGCGUCCGGGGCGUUACUAUGGCGCGGGGGGAGAGGCCGGCAGUGGUGGGCGGGCUGGUCGGCCCGUGGCUCCUCAUCGCCGUCGUCCUCGUGCACUCCUCCUUGCUCGGCUCCACCGUCUUCACGGCCGUCGACGCCGCCCGAACCUCGCCGUUCGUGGUCACGGCCCCGCUCCCGCUGCCGACGGCUCCGGCGCCGUCGCCCGCGGACGGCGUGCUCGGGGACAGCAAGAGGAGAGUGCCCACCGGCGCCAACCCCUUGCACAACAGAUGACGCGCGCGAGAGGACGGCGGCAGGAUCGGAGGAUGACAUGUUCCAUUGAUGUGCUUUGUGCUCUGCGUGAGCGUGCCGGCUGAGUCAAAGCGAUUGAGCUUACGAGAGGUUGACGAUCGAUGCACGGCGCGCGCGGCUGCCGUAAGCUUCUGGUUCUCUGCUUCUUCUCUCCUCCCCGUUUUUGUCGAUUGUUCUCUGGUUAGAUCGGGGAUCCAAGCCUCCAACUGGGGAGAAAAGGAAGUUGACUUGGAAGGGCUGCUGCCUGGUGCAUUCAGAUAGGCGCUCUUACUUAGCUAGGUUAGCGCUAUGCUUUGCUUUUUCUAGUUUAGCAUGUAUGUUUGGUGCUUCGCCAAGUUAAAGGAUUCAAUCAUGUACUCAUUUGUUAAUUAUUACUUGAGGAGGAAUAAGUAGUAUAUGUUCAUUUGUG
Molecule: messenger RNA, 923 nt
Organism: Panicum virgatum (switchgrass)
Lineage: Eukaryota; Viridiplantae; Streptophyta; Magnoliopsida; Poales; Poaceae
Exons: 1
Coding region: 242-496 (84 amino acids)
Source: RefSeq, a predicted model, not a curated record